CUCUUAACAGUCUUACUCCAACUCCAAUCCUCAAAACCACUCUCGGAACCCAGAAGACCUUCACUGUUAAACUCGUAAGAACUCAACAAACUCCGCAUAACAGUAAUAAUGGUGUCCUCGCUCAGUACCAACUUACAUCAACCUUCUCUCAGCUUCGGGACGAACCUUUAUUCCGGAUUGAAGCUUCAAUCUCCAAGUGUUCAUGGAAUUGGGCGACCCAAUGUCUCUGCAGAGUUCUUCGGCCGAGUCCAUAAGAGCAUCCAUUCCGGGAUUCAUAAUUCUAAACCGAUUCGAGCUGUUAAAAUGAUGCCUAUAGGCGAACCAAGAGUACCCUAUAGGACACCAGGGGAGGGGACUUGGCAAUGGGUCGAUUUGUGGAACGCCCUUUAUAGAGAACGAGUAAUCUUCAUCGGGCAGGAAAUUGAUGAAGAAUUCAGCAACCAAAUAUUGGGAACAAUGUUGUACCUUGAUAGCGUUGAUGAGUCCAGAAGGAUGUAUUUUUACAUUAAUGGACCCGGCGGAGAUCUUACUCCCAGUUUAGCUAUCUAUGACACUAUGCAGAGCUUGAAGAGUCCUGUUGGUACCCACUGUGUGGGGUUUGCCUAUAAUCUGGCAGGUUUUCUUCUUGCAGCUGGUGAAAAGGGACAACGGUCUGCAAUGCCUCUUUCCAGGAUUGCUCUGCAGUCUCCAGCUGGGGCAGCUCGUGGUCAGGCUGAUGACAUUCGAAAUGAGGCUGAUGAGCUUCUUAGAGUCAAAGACUAUCUUUACAAGGAAUUGGCAAAGAAAACCGGACAACCUUUCGAGAAGAUUGACAAGGACUUGAGCAGAAUGAAACGCUUUGAUUCUCAGGAGGCCCUCGACUAUGGUCUCAUCGACAAGAUAAUUCGGCCACCACGAGUUGACGAGGACACACGUCCCAAAGAUGCAACAGCCGGUCUCGGUUAGUGUAGAAUAUUUAUGAUUCAUGUUUGGCUAUAGCUCUUGUCAUGACUACCGUAUGUUAACCAGCUCCCUUGCACCAUAGUUGUACCAUUGGGAAAAUCAGAUGCAGUUUACUUGUACAAUAAGUUAUCCUGUUCCCGAAGCAAGCGUUAUAAGUUUGAUUUUAGUUUAUUGAACAAUUUUUGGGCUGAGACAGCAAUUAAUUGCAUGGCUGUCGAACUUAUUGUCAUAUUCAAUCAUUUGCAUUUGGUU
Linum tenue is the source of this 1194-nucleotide messenger RNA. Lineage: Eukaryota; Viridiplantae; Streptophyta; Magnoliopsida; Malpighiales; Linaceae. The record is from the annotation of a GenBank genome assembly.